AAACAGGGAUGUACCUGGUAAUUCAACCCACUGACGCGAACAGUAAAUCUCAUUUCGCUUACCCGUCAGUUUUCUCUUCCAAUUGCAUUGAUUCUCUUUAGCCGACUAAGUCACAGCUAGCCCACACUUUCAACUGUUGAAAUUUUUGUCCCCACCUAAUAAAAUAAAUAAUUAAUCCACAACAAGACGGAAGUAACAUCUCUGCUUCGAAGAAAUGAAUACUGACUCAAGGGAACCAUCUCCAAACCUUCCACUUGGCCGCCUUUGCACUCGGCUAAUAUCACACAGAAAACCAUAUUGAUCGUUUCAAUUCUACGAUCAUUUCACAGACAAUUCUGUAAGUUGUUAGUUUUCUUUCGUUGAAUUUAAUCAAGUCAGAAUCACGUAGUUGCGAUUUCAAUUUACAGGAGUGUAAUGUUAAGGUUUCCAUUGAUUCAGGGGUUAAAAAACUAGGUUUAGUACUAGGAGUUCCUCUGAGUUGAAUUGGGUAUAGUCAGAAACAAUAUCCUCUGAUCUGAUUGGGGAUCGGGAUAUUAGGUAUACAUACAAUUGGGAAUAUAGGUAAUUGAUAUGCAAAUAAUGGGAGAUAGGAUUAUGGGUAUAUAAAAAAAUGGUAAGUACGAUUCCAAGUAUGCUAAACAGUGCGAGUUAGGUUUUUGGAUACUGGAAAUCAGGGUGCUGGGUAUACCAAAAAAAAACUGGGAAUUAGGAUGCUGGUUAUACAAAUAAUUGGAUAUUAGGAUUCUAGGUAUAUAAGUACUGAACUUGUUUGUACUCUCUUGUGAGUAUGCAGAUAGCAGCAGAUAUAUAGGUUCAUUCAGGUCGUUUAUGCUCUUGACUUAUCAAUACGACCCUAUAGUCGUAUUUUAUUGCUUGAGGUCCUGUUACGGAGUCAAGAAGAAUAAGGGCAUCAUACAAUCACAAAAAUAUAAAAUUUCAAAUGGAUCCUUACAGGAAAUAUGAUAAUGGGAAUUUUGGGCAUACUGGAUCCAAUUAUUACCCCAAUCCUCCGUACGCACCACCUCCUCAUUCAGCUUAUCCACCAGGACCACCACCACCAAAUCCAUACGAAUAUCAGGGAUAUAGGCCUGAUCCUUAUUGGCAACCCCCACCUCAUCAGCCUCCUCCUGCAAAUUAUGGUCCCCCUCAGCCACCCUCGUUGCAAUGGUCAACACCCUCAGCUUCUUUCUCUCAAAACCACCCUCAUCCUUACAGCCACCAGGGAAGUUUUCAGCAUUCUGAUAACUCAUACCACCAUCAGGGAAGUUUACAACAUCCUGAGAGCUCGUACUACCGACAGGAAAGCUUUCCUCAUGAUGGCUCAUACCACCAUCAGGGGAGUUUUCAGCCCGAUGGCUCAUACCACCAACAAAAUUCUUCUUAUAACCAAUAUGGACCUUCAUCCUCCAUUCCACAUCCCCAUAUUGACCACCAAGCUAGUAUCCCCCCAUCCUAUCAGGCAGCGGCUUCUAAUCUGGAGACAGUUGCCCCUAGCACGUCUUAUCCAUCUGCACCACUGUACCCAUUGCUGGAUUCAAUGUCGUCAAUGCACUUGUCAGACCGCCCUCAACCUGCUGAAUCCUCACCUCCUGCAGGAUCCUUUCACAAUCCCAUUUCAAUGCCACAUUACACUUCACAGAACAUUGACUAUUCCAGUCAAUCUUUUGCAAGCAAUAAUGGAUCAGUUUCAGCCCAUUCAUUGCAUUAUGGACAACAUUCACUGGGUUCUUAUGACAGCAGUUUAUCGUCUGAUUUAUCUCCGGGACAAUUUGGCUCGCAAGAUUAUGAUAAACUUCAGGUUGUGCCAUAUGAACCUUCAGGUACAUCUCUGAGGUUUGUCCUGUUACAUGGGACACUGGAUGUUUGGGUUUAUGAAGCAAAAAACUUGCCCAACAUGGAUUCUUUCUCGGAAAAUGUUCGGAAGAUAUUUACGAACACACCUUCCGGUAAAACUUCUGUAAAAAUAGAAGAUCAUAUAUCCCAAAAAAUAAUAACGAGUGAUCCAUAUGUGACAAUUUCUCUGUCCAGUGCAAUAGUUGCGAGGUCUCGGGUGAUUAGCAAUAGCCAGAAUCCUGUAUGGAAUCAACAUUUCUCUAUUUCUGUUGCACACAAUGUUGCUGAGGUGCUUUUUUAUGUCAAGGACAGUGACUUUGUUGGUGCAGAACUUAUUGGUGAUGUUGCAAUACCUGCAGAGAAACUCAUGUCUCGUCAGAAAAUAGAGGGUUGGUUUCCUGUGUUAGGCAACAAUCGGAAGGUCUGCAAGGAGGGAGCUGCACUUAAGCUCUCAAUGCAAUUUUUCCCAAUAGAAAGUCAAGUGAUGUACAGAUUUGGAAUUGGUGCCGGACCAGACUAUGCUGGUGUUCCCAACACAUAUUUUCCUCUCAGAAAAGGUGGGAAAAUCACUUUGUAUCAGGAUGCUCAUAUGCAUGAUAAUCUUCUUCCUCCUGUUCAACUUGAUCAUCAAGUUUGGUAUGAAAGUGGAAAAUGUUGGCAGGAUAUUUGUGAGGCUAUUGUACAAGCUCGACGGUUUAUAUACAUUACUGGAUGGUCUGUAUAUCACAAGAUUAAACUGGUGCGUGGAAGUGGAAAUUCAAGUUUGCUUCAUUCGGACUCCACAUUAGGGGAUCUUCUCAAGUUCAAAUCACAAGAAGGCUUGCGGAUACUCUUACUUGUGUGGGAUGAUCCUACAUCAAAGGAAAUUCUUGGGAUAAAGACUGAAGGUCUCAUGGGAACACAUGAUGAAGAAACCCGAAGAUUCUUCAAACACUCAUCUGUUCAAGUCUUACUUUGUCCUCGAAGUGCUGGAAAAAAACAUAGUUGGUUUAAACAGCAGGAAGUGGGCACCAUCUUCACACAUCAUCAAAAGUCAGUACUUCUGGAUUCAGUGGCUGUAGGCAACAGAAGAAAGAUUACAGCUUUCCUUGGAGGACUUGAUCUUUGUGAUGGACGUUAUGAUACUCCAGAACACUCUUUAUUUCGAACUCUGCAAACUGUUCAUCAGGAUGAUUAUCACAAUCCAACUUUUACGGGAGGUAUAGAUUUUGGUGGACCAAGAGAGCCAUGGCAUGAUUUGCACUGCAAAAUAGACGGGCCUGCAGUAUAUGAUGUUCUGACAAAUUUUGAGCAACGCUGGACUAAGGCAGCAAAGCGUCAUGGCCUUGGGAAACUAAAACGAUCGAGUGAAGAUUCACUUCUGAAAUUAGAUCGACUUCCAGAUAUCAUAGGCAUCUCAGAGUUAAACAUGUUUAAUGAAAAUGAUCCCGAGACAUGGCAUGUGCAGAUUUUCCGAUCAAUUGACUCAAGUUCUGUCAAAGGCUUUCCAAAGGACACAAUGGAAGCUGAGGCUGUGAAUCUUACCUGCGGAAAAAAUGUGGUCAUAGACAUGAGCAUACAUACAGCUUAUGUUGAAGCAAUCCGAUCUGCACAGCACUUCAUCUAUAUUGAGAAUCAGUACUUCCUUGGAUCUUCAUACAAUUGGGCUUCACACAAUGCCUUAGGUGCCAACAAUAUGAUUCCAAUGGAACUUUCUCUGAAGAUAGCAGAAAAAAUUAGAGCGGAUGAGAGAUUUGCAGUAUAUAUUCUGGUGCCAAUGUGGCCAGAAGGUAAUCCAACAAGUCUUGCAAUGCAGCGGAUUCUUUAUUGGCAGGGACAGACAAUGCAGAUGAUGUAUGAGACUAUUUCCAAGGCUUUGAAAGAAGCUGGUCUUGAAUCUACACAUCAUCCACAAGAUUAUUUGAACUUCUUUUGCCUUGGGAAUCGUGAAGGAAAGGACCGGAAUGAAGCAUCAUUUAAAAGUACACCUCAAGAAAAUACACCUCAUGCUCGAGCUCAAAAGAAUCGCCGUUUCAUGAUUUAUGUCCAUUCAAAGGGCAUGAUUGUAGAUGAUGAGUACAUCAUUCUGGGGUCAGCAAACAUUAAUCAACGCUCCUUGGAUGGGUCAAGAGAUACAGAGAUUGCUAUGGGCGCAUAUCAACCUCAAUAUACAUGGGCUAAAAAGCGAGAUCAUCCACAUGGUCAGGUAUAUGGCUAUAGAAUGUCUCUUUGGGCAGAACACCUUGGAAUGAUGGAGGAUUGCUUUAAUUAUCCAGAAAGCUUAGAAUGCGUGAGGAGAGUCAGGGGUAUCUCUGAAAGCUACUGGAAGCAAUUCAGUUCUGAGCAGGUGACUGAAAUGAAGGGUCAUCUCAUGAAAUACCCGGUGAUGGUAGAACCAAGUGGUAAAGUGAAGCCAUUGCCUGGAAGUGAGACCUUCCCUGACAUUGGAGGAAACAUCCUUGGGACACUGGGGACACCAGCCUUUGUCCAAGAAAACCUAACUAUUUAAUUUUGUUCCUUUUUAACCCAAGUUUGAUGUUUUACUUGAGUUAUUAAAAUUCUUACACCAGACCCCUUCUUACAAAAAUGAUAAUUAGUCCAUUACAUUGCCAUUGUACCUUAGAUCCUGGUUAUCUGAACAUAACACUUCAGCACCUGGAUAUCUGAAUAAAUAAUUGGCCAGCAUUUCAAGAAUCGAGUAUAAAAAGAAGGCACUUUUGAGAUUA
This is a messenger RNA of Cryptomeria japonica (Japanese cedar), 4538 nucleotides long. RefSeq names its product phospholipase D gamma 1. The record is from RefSeq and is a predicted model, not a curated record. Gene Ontology annotation, cellular component: plasma membrane. Gene Ontology annotation, biological process: phospholipid catabolic process. Gene Ontology annotation, molecular function: D-type glycerophospholipase activity. Bases 941 to 4321 code for a protein of 1126 amino acids. NCBI's taxonomy places the organism in Eukaryota, Viridiplantae, Streptophyta, Pinopsida, Cupressales, Cupressaceae. The transcript is spliced from 10 exons.